Messenger RNA from Danaus plexippus (monarch butterfly), 2691 nucleotides. RefSeq names its product cyclin-dependent kinase-like 1. The transcript is spliced from 17 exons. Gene Ontology annotation, molecular function: ATP binding; cyclin-dependent protein serine/threonine kinase activity. The coding region runs from base 447 to 2045 and encodes 532 amino acids. NCBI's taxonomy places the organism in Eukaryota, Metazoa, Arthropoda, Insecta, Lepidoptera, Nymphalidae. Gene Ontology annotation, cellular component: nucleus. The record is from RefSeq and is a predicted model, not a curated record. Gene Ontology annotation, biological process: protein phosphorylation.
CGUGGAAUAUUUUGCCAAUGUCAACUUUUUUAUUUGUUGGACGAAUUAUAUUCUUGAAUACAGUAUUAAUUCUGAUAAUUUCGCCAAUAUCGUUGCUCAUUUAAAUUAUUUUGACGCGUUUAUAGUGUUGCCAUAUAAUAAAACAAAUAAAUUAUAGAAAUACGUGUUAGUGUCACAUAAAUACAUUUGUUAUUUAUCGACUUUAAAAUGCCAAAACUUUAACGUCGUAUUCUACAUGGGAUCAAAAUUCCGCCACAUGUUUGGUGAAUAAAACUGAGAGCGUGUUGCUUAAAGGAUAUUCAGCUUGUGUACUGUGUAAACUUCUGCCUGGAGAAAUCAGGGUAAUUUGUGGAGGUGAUUGAGGGUAAUUCGCCACAGACUCAUUACUAACGGUGCGGUCAGUUGGUGAUCAUCAUUCCAUACAAAGAUGUUUAGCCUCGAGAGCUAUGGAGAUGAAUCGUCGCAGUCUCUCGCCUUCCACUCCUAGGAGCAGAGCCAUGGAUAAAUAUGAACAGUUGGCUGUUGUGGGGGAGGGCUCGUACGGCGUGGUCUUGAAAUGUCGUCGUCGGGACACGGGCCAGUUGGUCGCUAUCAAAAAGUUCCUGGAGACCGAAGACGACGCUGCCGUCAGGAAGAUGGCUCUCAGAGAAAUUAGGAUGUUGAAGAAACUUCACCACGAUCACUUGGUGAACAUGAUCGAGGUGUUCCGUCGGAAGCGACGCUUCUACCUCGUGUUCGAAUACCUGGACCACACGCUGCUCGACGAGCUGGAGGCGGCCCCCAGCGGCCUGGGGGAGGACACCGCCAAGAGACACUUGUACCAGCUGCUGAAAGGAGUCGACUACUGUCACCAGAACUCUAUAAUUCAUCGUGACGUGAAACCGGAGAACGUGCUGGUGUCCAACAACGGGAUAGUGAAGCUGUGCGACCUGGGGUUCGCGAGAGCCCUGGCGGCGCCCGGCGAGCCUUACACGGAGUACGUGGCCACCAGGUGGUACAGGGCUCCCGAGUUACUGGUCGCUGAGCACAGAUACGGCGCUGAGGUUGAUAUUUGGGCGAUCGGCUGUCUGUUCGCGGAGAUGCUGACCGGCGAGCCGCUGUUCCCCGGGGACUCCGACAUCGACCAGCUCUCGCUCAUCAUCAAGAUCGUCGGUAAGUUGGCUCCUCGUCACCAGCAGGUGGUGUCUCGCCUGUCGUCUGCUCUCCCGGCGGCGGCCCGCGGCCCCUCAGGCCUGCCGGGGGCCGCCCGGGCCCGGGACCUCCUCGCCGCCUGCCUCAGGACCGAGCCCCGGGCCAGGCCGUCCGCCGCCGCACUACUCAGACACAAAUACUUCGUGGCCGACGGGUUCGCGGAGAGUUUCAAUAACGAGCUGCGGAAGAAAAUGGGAAAAGAAACUGAGACACCUCGGCCGCAGCAGGGAACGACGCGAGUCGCCGGCAAGCCGAGGCAGCAGUGGACUUUGAACAUAAUAUCAGACACGAACAGGUCCCGCACGAACAGCACGGCCGAGGAGUCGCUCAUAGACUAUAAUUACACACCAAAUACUGAAACUCAGAAUGAGACCGAGAAGAAAAAUUCACAAUCAUCAGCGCAGGAAACGGAAGAGGUACCGCUCUCAUGGUGCACCAGCACUUCCGGCACAGCUGUGCACAACAGCACGGUGACUGGUACGGGGACAACGGGACAGGGGGUGACGGGGCAAGGGGGAACGGGGCAAGGGGUAACGAGACCGACCCUGCCCCGCUCACUAGCUAGGGCCAUAGAUGAGACAUUCCAAACAUUCCCCGUACCAGUCAACACAUACCCCAGGACGCCCUACAUAAAGAAAGUGAACAGUAAACUGGUGAUGGAUGAAGAACUGCUGCGAGGGAAGAAAGUCGCCAAGAAGAUGGCGCCGGAGUUCUCAUUGCCUUAUGUACCAGGAGCCAGCAACAGUCCGGUGAAGAAGGCGAAAAAACCACAGACCCACAAGACUCACGACCAUUGUGAUAGUAACAAUAUGACACCUCAAACAAGGACGCCGACGAAUCUGCCGUAUAUGUGACUAUAUGGACGCGGCUUGUGGAAAGCCAACCGCUGAAAUUUUUGUUAACUUGUCGUAUUUAUUAUAAAAAUAUUUAUAAAUAUAUGUGUCAUCCGCCACACGGAGGUCCGGCGUGGAAUAUUUUACCUUUAAUGACUUUAAAUGUGAUAAGGAAAAAUUUGAAGCAUUUGUUAAAAUUUAAAAAGUUCGUAUUAAAAAUCGAGAAGUAAUCCAUGAAUCUUAUUUUAAAAGCAAUGAGAUUGUAAGCCGACGAAAAGUAGUGAGAUGUCGUAACCUUAACGCAUAACGUGUGCUGAGUAAAAAGGUUUAUUACAUUUUCUUAUAGAAUCAUUAUAUAAAUAUUUUGUACAAAAAAAUAUUAAAACUUAGCAGAUAAUAGCGCUAUUGCUGGUUGCGAAUACUAAUUUGUACUGAUUUUUUUUUCUAUAUAGUAAAUGAUAAAGUUGUACAAUCUAACUACAGACAAUUCUAGACAAUAGUUGAAUAGAUAAUAAAUUGCUAUAUUAAACGUAGUCUGGCUUGAUGUGUAUAAAUUACAUUAGUGAUACAAAAACGAAUUUAGAUGGAUUUACGCCCGAACAAGUUUUGUAUGGAAAGUGGUUUGUAUAUAAAAUAUUAUUCCGACGUAAUAAACAUUUUAUGAAAA